Trichoderma gamsii is the source of this 3228-nucleotide messenger RNA. Its product is annotated as CMGC/CDK/CRK7 protein kinase. Lineage: Eukaryota; Fungi; Ascomycota; Sordariomycetes; Hypocreales; Hypocreaceae. Gene Ontology annotation, molecular function: RNA polymerase II CTD heptapeptide repeat kinase activity; cyclin-dependent protein serine/threonine kinase activity; cyclin binding. The record is from RefSeq and is a predicted model, not a curated record. The coding region runs from base 1 to 3228 and encodes 1075 amino acids. Gene Ontology annotation, biological process: protein phosphorylation; transcription elongation by RNA polymerase II; positive regulation of transcription elongation by RNA polymerase II. The transcript has 3 exons. Gene Ontology annotation, cellular component: cyclin/CDK positive transcription elongation factor complex; nucleus.
AUGGGGCAGACUACAUUGCCUCCGCGUCGCCCUCGACAUGCUGCCAUGAGAGACGACGGAGGAAGUUAUGAUUACAGAGAACGGCCUCGAUCUGGCAGAGGAGUGACGUCCUCGGAUCGACCAGGAUCUCCUCCCCACGGGGCCCGUCUCGACUCAGACUACGCCGCUCGGCACCACCACCGUAUCAGGGACUCAGCUCCAGCGCAGCGGCACCGCUCACGAGACCGUAGCCGAGACUACAAUCGGCGAGACAGACCUUCAUCUUCGCGCCCACCCGCCGAGUCGGAAGACUUGAUUCCUCGCUAUCGUGAGAGCAAGGCGCGCUCCUCAGACGCCAGGCCCAGGACGACUCGGGGCAGUCGUAGCCGCAGCCGUGGUCGUGACCGUGGUCGUGACCGUGACCGUGGGGGUUUCGGCUCUCCGUCGUCGUCGAAGCGACACAGAAGUCGAAGCCGUAGCCGCAGCCGAUCCUUGAGUUCGUCUCGUAGGAAACGUUACAAGAAGACCCACAGCCCGCCUCCGCGCAGCCCAGCUCGAAGCUCCAAGGACGCCGAACCGAGGAGACGAAGACAUCAUUCCACCGACCGUCGAGAUUCUUCACCGCGUCACCACCGGUCUUCCCACAAAUCUCCCUCUCGAAACGACGAUACCCGCCGACAUUCGAGGCGAAGAUCUCCGCCCCGUUCCCCGGCGAGAUCUGAGGCUGAGAAGAGACACUCCCGACGCGACUCCUCACGCCACCGUCACAGGUCUUCUCGAAGCGUAUCCCGAAAUCGGUCUCCAUUGCCUUCUGACAAACGACGUCGUUCACCCUCGAAUCGUAAAGAUUCGCCGUCACGAGUGGGCGAUUCUGCUCUGACAGUCCGCACUGCCACUGACGACCAAUCGAGAGGUGACGCCAAUUACCGAUCGGCUAACCGAGACCCAAGGCCUCGAUCUCCCCAUAUCUAUCGAGAGGGAAAACGAGAUAAAGAUAUACCCGAGCCGCAUCAUACCUUGCGGUCAGACGUCGACGACGAUAUGACGUCUCGGAGUAGUUACCGCGGAGGAUAUAAUGCCGCCUAUUCGCAUCAGUCUCAUCAUAGCAAUGAUCCCCGCGGAUAUUCUCAGUCGCCCCAAAAUUCUGGCUCCUUUCACAAUUCUCCAUCUUCCUCAUCAUAUGGCGCGAAUCGUUCUGGGUGGAAUAGUCACCAAUAUUCACCACAACAGCAAUACCCCCCACAGUAUACCCAUGGGAGUAAUAACUAUGCUUCCAAUGGCCCUCCUCAGAACGGAUCGCAAAGCCAUUACCACGGUAAUUCAUCGCAUUCUCCGCCUUAUGCUGCUCCUACUGGUCCCCAGGGUAACUAUCGAGGAAAUCAUCGGGGUGGCGGUUUUCGUGGCGGAUCUUUUGCAAAUCGAGGUAGCUAUCGCGGCUCCAGCUUUAAAAGCGCUCCCAGGAACCCUUCGUCCCAGGCACCACCGCCACCACCCCCUCCGCCCCCUCGAAGCAAUGGGUUUCCUUUAGAUGAAGACGAGCAGGCGAGACCAACCGUCGCGGAUGCAGCCGCAAGUCCCAGAGAGGGCUUGGAACCCACUGAUACUCAUGAGCAUACCGCGGCGGAUCGCUCAGAUGAUUUAUCAUCAGCCCCUUCUAAUCAUACCCACAAGGACAACCAUGCUGAAGCUUCAUCGCAAACCUCGACUAAGCCAAGCAACGGUGCUGGAAAGUUUAGCUUUGCCUUCAAACCGUCAUCAAAGCCGACGCCUGCGGCUCCGAAGCCAGAGAUAUCUCAAAAGUUCAACGCUGCUCCUCAAAGACGAGAGUCUGUGCAAGCUCAGGCCCCUAAUCGGGAUCGAGAACCUCCUCCUAGCGCCCCUACGGAACCGUCAUCAGUGCGCUCCCGGCGAGAGCGGGAGCGUGAACGCGAACGGGAGCGUGAACGAGAAAGAGAGCGAGAGCGAGAGCGAGAACGAGAACGAGAGUUCAGGCAUCCCCCUGAGGGCCCAAAAAUGGCACCUAGAACACGGAAAGUCAUGAAGGUCAUGAAACGUCUGAAACCUCGACCUUCUCUAACUGACGACUUAAUCACUUCUGAGUCGGUAUUCUUCAGGAAACCAGGAAAUGAAUCCGUCGUGGGCUCGGGAACAUACGGUAAAGUGUUCAAAGGACUUAAUGUCUACACUAAGGGACUCGUUGCUCUAAAACGGAUUCGCAUGGAGGGCGAAAGGGAUGGCUUCCCAGUAACUGCCGUGCGGGAGAUCAAGCUGCUGCAGUCACUGAGGCACACAAAUAUUGUCAAUCUUCAAGAGGUCAUGGUGGAGAAGAACGACUGUUUCAUGGUUUUCGAAUACCUCUCUCAUGACUUGACUGGCCUACUAAACCAUCCUUCCUUUACUUUGGAUCCAGCCCAGAAGAAGCACUUGGCGAAGCAGCUUUUCGAAGGCUUAGACUACCUUCAUGAGAGAGGCGUGCUUCAUCGCGACAUUAAAGCCGCAAACAUUCUUGUCAGUAGCGAGGGCAUAUUGAAGCUGGCGGACUUUGGUCUUGCUCGGUUUUAUGCGAAACGGCACCAGCUUGACUACACAAACCGUGUCAUUACGAUCUGGUAUCGAUCACCAGAGCUCUUGUUGGGAGAGACAAAGUACACUGCCGCUGUCGAUGUAUGGAGUGCGGCGUGCGUCAUGGUAGAGAUAUUUACACGGGUUGCCAUCUUCGCCGGAGACGGGACGGAGCUCAGCCAGCUCGAUAAGAUAUACAAUAUCCUCGGGACGCCAACCCGCCAAGAUUGGCCCGGCAUCACUGAUAUGGCAUGGUUCGAGCUGCUCCGGCCAACUGCGAAGCGGAAGAACGUCUUUGCAGAAAAGUACAAAGACAAAGUCUCCCCUGCUGCGUUUGACUUAUUAGAGUCCAUGUUCUGCUAUGAUCCGGCCAAUAGGCCCACGGCGGCUAUGGUCUUACAGCACCCAUACUUUACCACCGAAGAGCCGUUGGCUACACAGGCAGUAGAGCUAGCGAAUAUUGGUGGUGAUUGGCAUGAAUUUGAGUCCAAAGCCCUGCGUAAAGAGAAUGAGCGGCGAAAUCGGGAGGCUCGAAAAGCUGCCAAAGACAGUACCCGAGACAACGAUAAGAAACGUGUCACGGAAUCCCAUGACCGUGAGAGGGGCGUUAAGAGAGUACACGUCGAGCAGAAGCCACUAGAAAGUCGGAGCAGCAGCACGAUAACGAUAGCGGCAACGAAGAAAUGA